AUGUUCGCUGUCCAAAUUCAACUCCUCCUCUCCGUCCUGUGCGCGCUGGCGAUAUACGCCUGCUUCACGCCGGACUUUCCGCUGUUGAACCUGGUGAUCUUCGUCCUCCUUAUUGCCGUCGGGUCUGACGAUGCCUUUUUGUUGCACUCCCAUUUCCCCGACGAGCUCAACGAGGAGUCAUUUUAUGAGGCACUGGCUCACACGGCGUCAACAAUGUUUUUGACCUCCUUCUCCACGGCGGUCCCGUUUUUCGUGAACAUCCUCUCGAACGUCAUCGUUUUUCGCUGUUUCGGUCUCUUCGCCGGGCUGACGAUGUGCGUCAAUUUUGUGCUGGUUAUCUCCUUCCUACCCACUUUCCUGAUAAUCCAGAAAAAAUACUUCUCCUGUCUGCCAAAACUGCCCGACUUGUCCAAGUAUUUUUCGACGUCGAUCAAAGUCGUGUUCCCGCAAGUAUUGAUACAGGGCCGCUUCGUCUGGCUGGCGUCCCUGUCCCUGGUGGUCGUCUCUUGCUUCUACAUAUCCCUCGAGAACCUCUCACUCCCGAAAUACAACCCACUGCAGCUGUUCCGUUCUGAUAAUCCGCAUGAGUGGUAUGACAACCACGCACAACCGAUUUUCGAGUUUGUUGAGGCGAAAAUCGCCAUCCCACUGCAUGCCCGGCUCGUUUGGGGUAUCAAGCCGGUCAAGCAGCCGGAUAUGUUCCGCGAUUUGACCGAUCCACCUUUGGAAGACGACCCUACCUUCACUCUCGCGACUGUCUCGGAUGUGAAACAGUUGGCGAGGACGCUAAAAAGAAUCCGCGCCCUCCACUUCGUCGAGCACUCAUCCCCGUAUUGGCCGGAACAAUUUCUGACCUGGAGCAGCAAAUACGCAUGUCAACCAGCCCUGGUCUGCUGCAACAUCACGUCCCCCCUAUUCCGGGGCACCUACCUCGACUAUUGCCUCCGGAACUCGACCUCCUACAUUUUCACCCAGUACAACGACACCCCAAUCUUUGAUGCGCACGAUUUUCGGUUGAUUGGGUACACAGCAUUGCUACCUACAAAGCUACGCUACGCGCACGUCUACCGAAACCUCUCGGUGUCGUUCAGCCAGCUGGACAAGAACCUGCAGCUCGACCACGGCGGGUGGUACACCACGGAAUGGUAUCUAAUGUCCACCUGGUUCGACCUGCAACGGUCAAUAGUGUCGGAUUGCCAGAGUAGCGCCCUGAUCUCGCUGGCCGUUGUGGCGCUAUUCGCCCCGAUAGCGAUGCGAUGGCAGGCAAUUGCCUGUCUCCUCUCCAUCUGCUCGAUCAUCAUCGUGUCGGUGGGGAUCGUGGUGAUGCUCGGGUGGACGAUCGGGGUGUUGGAGGCGGUCAUUCUCGUGCUGGUCGUCGGUCUCUCGUUCGACUUCACCCUCCACUUCGGUGCCUCUCUACCCUCUGAUGGGUGCCCGAUGCACCGGGUCGAACGGACAGCCGAGCUGGCGAUGGGCCCAGUCUUCCUCGCCGCCAUCUCGUCGAUCAUCGCCGGGCUGCCGAUGCUGCUCUGCAAGACGCACGCCUUUUUCCAGGUCGGCGUCUUCCUCGUCGUGUCGAUGUCGGUCUCCUGGGUGUUCGCCAACUUCUUCUUCGUCCCCCUGCUCACGCUGACGCUGUCGCGACGACAGCCCUGCCAACAGUGCCACGACAAGGAUUUCCAAAUGGUCCCGCGGUAU
Mesorhabditis spiculigera is the source of this 1698-nucleotide messenger RNA. The record is from the annotation of a GenBank genome assembly. NCBI's taxonomy places the organism in Eukaryota, Metazoa, Nematoda, Chromadorea, Rhabditida, Rhabditidae.